Molecule: messenger RNA, 780 nt
Organism: Meloidogyne enterolobii
Lineage: Eukaryota; Metazoa; Nematoda; Chromadorea; Rhabditida; Meloidogynidae
Source: the annotation of a GenBank genome assembly
AUGGCCGCGAGCCUACUUGGUCUGUACGCAUUAUUUAUAUGUAGUGGUAAAAGGGUGGUUAAAAUUCCUUUAAGUCGAUUAAGCAAAACUGAAGUACAACACAAGUUCUAUGCCCCAAUAUCAGUUUUGCCACUAUCCAAGUGCCAAAAAUUGCCAAUUAUUUAUUAUUUUUUUAGUUCAAAUAAUUCGCCUACACUUUCUGCUUUUACCCUUUCCUUUGUUUACUAUAACGUCUCGGAUUGGCAAAUUCGUAUAAAUUUAAUGCAGCAAUGGCGUUCAAUAGCUUCUCGACAUUCAGAAAAUUUAAAUCUUUCAGUUUGGAUUUGGGAAGAAAAUUCGUUAUUUGUAGAUCAAAUGCUCUCUCUUGGAUCAACAACCUUUCAAUCAUUUGUGUUAACACUUGGAUGCAUGUCUUUAGUGUGUUUAUUAUUUAUGCCAAGUUUAUUUAGUCUUCUAAUUGCUUCUGCUUCAAUUUGUUCAAUUUCUAUUGGGGUUUUUGGUUUUCUUUCUUGUUUUGGUUUUGAUUUAGAUCCUGUUACUAUGGCAGCAACAUUAAUGUCCAUUGGCCUUUCUGUUGAUUUUGUUUCCCAUGUAAUUUAUCAUUUUCGACAAAAUGUUUUUUAUAAAUUCCAUAAAUGUUCAUUAUCUCCUUCCGGUUUUAUCGAACAAUGUAUACCUCUUACAACUAAAAAAGACAAAUUAAAAUAUACUCUUGAGUCAGUCGGUUGGCCUAUGUUGCAAGCUGGUAAUUUGUGUUUAGUUAGAAAUAUUAAAAUUUAA